AGUACUCAUAAUUCCUUCGACCUUCGCCUGUAACGACCCCAUGGAAGACACAUGACAAGUGUUCCCCGGUCCCGGAUCGCUUCGCUAGGGGGCUCAGCCCAAAAAUUGAUCCCAGCUACCAGCUUUUAAGUCGCACAUAUGCAAAAUACAACACAAAACUCAUACACUUCCUGACUUUUAGAUUGGGCGCUCGUGACACUCUUUGCGUCAGCUUCGUUUUACCAUAUCAUUGUAGCAUUCAAUUGCUAUUGCUAUUACGGCUGAGCGCUCGGUAGAAACACAAGUAUACACUUCGUUAGGAUUUUCCAACACGCGUGCGUGACUGAUGCUAUCGUCGCAUAGCACCUAGAUAUUAUUGUGGUAGCAGCGCCUGUAUUAUAGGAGGACGAGGAAACUGCUGAAUCUUCCAAGGAGGAGUUGACAAUGGCAACGCAGCGAAUCAUCAAGCAUAUGGAGCGACUGCUUAGGAGCUAAGACAUUGACGCUGUGGUAAAGAAUCAUCAUGCAGCGCGACGGUGGGCCUAGGGCGCCUGGGGCGACGGUCCUGGUUGCGCUCUGCCUCGCCGGCGUGUUAGUUAGCACACAUGCUGUGAUUGAUCCCGCCAACAUAUGGAAACCUAUUCCAUUUCAGCUCGACGGCAUUGAUUACGUCCUACACUACGAACCCCUCACAUUUGUGGACGCGGUGGCCACAUGCGCGGACGACAACCUGUUGCCGGGCGGGCGGCCGGGCUCAGUGCUUCACUUCGAGGCGCUCAUCCCAACAUUCGCACAUGCAACCACCGCGCUGCCCGACAUCGCAAAUGCCAUCAUCGAGGGCUACGGCCUGACGUCGGACCCCGACCAGGCUGGCUAUAAUCUCUGGGUCUGGGACUCCAGCCGUACCUGUCGGGCGUUCUGGUUCGACCUGGGGACGUCCAUGUUCAGCGCCACUGACGUUACGUGCACCUGGACACUGGGCUUUGUCUGCGUGGACGCCGAGGCGGCGGAGCAGCGCGGGUGGCAGACCAGCCUGCCCUGGUACCGCUCCUACCUGGCCUCUCGGGUGCAGCCCUCGCCGGCCGCGCAACUGGGCCCCGAUACAUGGGGCUGGAGCCUGGCGGAUGGGGAGGCGGUGGGGUCCUUCAGCCCACCGCUCUCCAUCACUGCCUACUUCAACAGCACCCCUGCACUGUGGCAGACGGGGCCGCCGGUCAGCAUGCUGUACAGGGGCGGUGGGCACAACGUGUACGCGCUGCGGCUUGUGCAAGACUCAGCCGCGUCCGUGGCGAAGAGCUGGGAGCUGUUCUGGGACCAAAGGAACCAGCUGGCGGGAAACCACAGCGCGUACUGGGGUGUGUUUGACCUCACUCGUGACUAUGGUGCCGCAUUUGAGGUGUACAACGUGGUGCCGGACGCUCACGACUACGUGGUGUCGGUGCAGGGCUGCUACCUCCCUGGCGUGCAGCUGGAGCGGCUGUACUUCGUGACGCGCACCGGCCGCAGCCUGCAGUUCGGCCGCGGCUACUGCACCGCAUGGUUCAGGCAGGAUGCGCCCCCAGGCGGGUACCUGGCUGCGGUUGCUGGCUGGUCACUCAACCAGACACUGUGGCCCGCGGGACCACCGUAUGACAUGGAUGUGUCCUUCAUCUACCAGAUCCGGCCCAUCUGGGCGGUGCCUCCUGGCGGCAGCCCGCCGCCACCCAUGUCAGUAGACCUGCCGCCGCAGCUGCCCGCAGGGGGCGGCGCCUGCCCCGCCUCCCGCCCACCUGUCGCCGCCAGUGCGCGGCAGCUGGGCCUGCCGGGCGAGUGCGGCGCCGCCACCGGAGCUGUAUGCAAUAGUAACCAGUGCUGCGGUGUCAUGACGUGGGGGCGCAAUCGUCUGUAUGCUGUGUGUGGUACAGGUGUCGCGCCUUGCCAGACCGGCUGCAUGUCUGGCUACGGCAUGUGCGGCGUGUUGCCGGAGCAACCACUGCUUACCUUCGUGCGGCCGCCCAGCCCCCCGCUGUCAUCCUACACCCCACUGCUCCUGGAUGCCUCCAACACGCCGCUGAUAGUCAACGGCAGCCGUGUGGUGAACUGGACCUCCACUGUCACCAGCCCCUCCGCGGCCUACGCCUCCGCGCCCCUGUCGGCCUCAAACCCGCACCAGCCGCUGCCUGUGCUGUACGUCCUCAAAACCGACGGCCCCGUCACAUACUCAGACGCGCUGGCGUUCUGCAACUCUAGCACUCAUCUGGGUUUAAGCUGGGAGAUGGUGGGUGUGGCUGAUUCCCUGGGCUUCACUGUGAGCGGCACCAUGCGGCGCGGAGCCUACACCGCCAUCAAAGACACUGUCAUGUGGUUCCACUCGGAUCCUGACUAUGUCAAGGCGGCACCCGGGUAUGCGUGUAUCCGCGGCAAAUACGGCCCUCAGCCAGCUGGGGUCUACGAUGAGACCAUCGUGGGUCUGGGCCCCUGCGGCAUCACGGCCGCUGCCAUGUGCCGAGCUGUAGGCCUCACAUCCGCCACAACCUCCAAGCAACUUGCCGGCCAGUUGAGGCGGCUGCAGCAGCCGUCUAGCACAACGGCCGCUGCCCCACCCGCCGCCGCGACUGUAUGGAAGCCAGGCCGCCACUCCGUGUGGCUGUCUGCCAAGCACGGCGCCGGCCCCUUCAGCUCCGGCUCCUGCGGCUUUGCGCUGGCGGCGGUCCCGCAGCUGGAGGCGGCUCUGCUUCAGCAGCUGGCGUCACUCGUAGCUGACGCGGACGCACCGGCAGCAGCAGUAAGCCAGACAGCAGGCGCAGGCAACACAACCACCAGCACCACUGCGGCUACAGUCGGCAACAGCACAGCCGCUGCCCCCAUCACAGCAGCUUCUAUCACACUUCCCGGCACCUACAUCGGUGAUGUCGACGUGUCUUCACUGCAGCUGCCGCUGGCGGGCCUUUCUUUGAGUCGCGCCUCCUUUGCUGACAACAGCUCAGACGCCUCUGACCUCAUUGCGGGCCUGCGACUGCACCUCAACACGAGUAGCCAGCAGGGCCCCUCCGCCGGUAUUACUGCGACGCGUGUGGCGGGCGUGGAGAGCAGUGGUGGCUGGGAGGGCAUGGCGCUGGUGCCUGGGGAGGUGGUGGUGGCUGUGAGUGUGUGCGCGGGUGGCUUCGUGGAACGGUUGGUCCUGCACACCAGCACUGGCCGCCUGCUGACACACGCCUGGAGCCGCCAUGCGCGCUGCACCCGCGGCUUCACGGAGGCGGCGCCAGCGGGCGGGUACCUGCUUGGGAUGGCGGGUCACGUGGGCUCGUAUGUGGAAGACCUAGUGUUGGCCUGGGGCAGUCCUCUCCCAACGCCGCCGCCCACCCUUCCGCCGCCGCUCGCCCCGCCCGUAGUGGACACGGCGGCAGCGGGCGGCGCUACCGAUGGCCGCACCAACACCACGUCGACCGUGCAGCUCACCGGCUCAAGCCCCGGCACGAGCAGUAGCAACAACACUGGGAUCAUAGUCGGUGCCGUGGUGGGCGGGACAGUGCUGCUAGUCGGACUGCUGGCGGCAGCUCUUCUGCUGCUGCGCCGACGCCGCAGCCCGGAGCUGGAAAAGCAGAAUCCGUCGGACUCCAUUGAUGCGCGCGGGGGCAAAGCCAGCAUAAGGUUGGACGCAACGACGUCAGGCAGCGGCCAUCAUGGGGGCGGAAGUAUGGCCCUAGUGGCGGCAGGUGCUAGCGGCAUUGACCCGAGGUUCGCAGAGGCUCAUGGUUGCGGCGGCACCUCCACUGACUGGCUGCCGACAGACAACUCCCCCUCAUCAAUGCGCGACACGGGAAAUGCAGUGGCACUGUCGACAACCUCUGUCACUGCUGCCGGCGCUGGCGCGGGUACGGCGGCUGUGCGGCAGGAGGCAAAGCUUGUCGCAGCGGGUCGCGACGUGGGCUGUGCGGUGCGGGGCGGGAGUCAGGCUGCGGCAGCAGCUGCUGCAUGGCGCCCAGCAGAUGGCAUGGGCGUAGGCAUGGGUCUGCUGGAGGCUGUGGCGCAUGAUGACCUAGACACUGACUUGGACCUGGACGGCGACCUGCUGGGGGCGCAUGACCACCAGACAGAGGACGGCGAGGCCCAGCUGCUGGGGCACGGGGCGGCGAUGGUCGCAGCUGUGGCCGCGGCCGCCGCAGCUGGUACCGGAGCGGUGGCUGGUGCCCCGCGAAGUGGCGGCAGCAGCUCUGGCGGGCUACGGUUUGCUGGCGCAAGCAGCGGUGAUGGCACCAAGGCUGGCGCACCGCUAGCCUCUACGGCAUCUAACUGGACGGGCACGACCGCGGCUGUUAGCGGGACCAUGUACGGUAGCAGCACCACUGGAGCGGGUAGCACUGGAACCAGCGGGACAGACAGCCGGCAAGCAGGUAGCCAGGCCACAUCUGGGCCCGACCUGUCCGGAGGGCCAGGUGGGACAGAUGUGUGGGCAGCGCCACAGGCAUUGACUGAAGCCGCGGCGGCCGUUGGUGUCGGCAGCGGCCUGUCCGCCACCCCGCGCAAGGGCUCCACUGUGGGUCCGUCGCUCACGGCCCAACGUGUGGCGGCGGACUCGUCGCUCACAGCGCGGGGCAACCUGGUGCCGGCGCACGCAGACCGAGCCAUGGAGGUCGUCCUCGCGCCAGGCGCAAGCGGUCGUGCUGGCUCCGUCGUCAACUUGGGGAGGGGCAGCACAGGGGCUGGCCCUUACCAGCCGCCAGUGCUUGCGGCCGUCGUCGCAGCACACAACACAGCCAGCGGCGGUGGUGCCUACAGCCCGCCCGCACCGAGCUCAGUGAAGCAAGAGGAUACCACCACACCACCUGGGCCCAUGUCAAGCGCAGAGGGCGUGGCGUUGGCGGCAGCUGCCGUGGCGACGGGAAGUAACGAGUCGCUGGCGGGGCCGCCACCAUUAAUGCUGGGCAAGAAUGUGGCGGUUGACUGGAAAGGCAUUCUCGGUCGAGGCUGCUCCUGUGUUGUGUACCGCGGCAUGCUCACGCUGCCGCCUGGGGAGGGUCCUGCUGCUGGCGUUGCCGAGGGCGCGACCAUCCCAGUCGCAGUAAAGCUGCUCAUGCACUUGGCCGCGGCGGCAGUCGAGGAGGGGGGAGCUGCAGCUGUGCCCACAUCAGCAGGUGAUGGCAGCGACAGAGCGGUCGGCGACGGCGCGGCUCUGCCAGCCGCGCUGGCACAGCUGAACCCUGUGCCGUUGUCACCGGAGCUGCGUGGCCAGCUGCGCAUGCUGCAGGCGGAGGUGGCGGUGCUGAGCCGUCUGGACCAUCCCAACAUUGUCAAGUACUACGGGGCAUGCCUGGACCCGACAACUACAGCCGCAGGGGCAGUGCGCAACAGCAGCGGCGGCGGUCUGGAGACCAGCUCCGCGAGCGCCGGUGGGGACGCAGGGUCUGGGUCCGGCAAGUCUGGCGCCACAUCAUAUUCCGUGCCUCCCGGCAUGUCCAUCGACAUGCCCUUCCUGGUUGAGGAGCUUAUGCAUGUGCCCCUGAGCCGCGUCAUUCAUGCCCGCCAUUUGAAUGGCUCUGGCGCCUUCCUGCACGACUACGGCUUGGUCGACAUCCUGCGCAUCUGCAGGGAUGUGGCAAAUGCUCUGGCGUACCUGCACCCAACCGUCGUGCACCGCGACCUGAAGCCGGCCAACGUGCUGUUGGACGAGCGCGGCACUGCCAAGGUGGGCGACUUUGGUCUGGCUCGCUUCAAGGCGGGCACACUGCUGGCCACAACCAACGUGGAGGUGGGCACCACGCCCUACAUGGCUCCAGAGAACUUCGCGGCGGGCGGCGAGGCGGCCGUGAGCGACAAGUCCGACGUGUUCGCGCUGGGGGUGCUCAUAAACGAGAUGGUCACACGCCAGCGGCCCUGGACCGGCACUCGCAGCGCCGUGGUCGGGUACUUGGUGGCGAUCGAGGGCCAGCGCCCUACCAUGGCGCCCGCUGACCACCCACACUGCCCACCCGGCCUGCGCUCUCUGAUCCAGCGCUGCUGGCGGCAGAACCCCGACGAACGGCCGUCUGGCGCGGAAAUUGUUAAACGCCUCACGCUGCUGCUGGCGGAGCACGCAGCGGCGGCGCUCUAGGUCCCUUGCAGGCGCAGGAAACGAACGGCUGAUCAAAGUGCUGGACUGCUACCGUGCUACGGGCUUACGGCACUGGUAUGCGUUUGAAUGUUGGUUGGCGGGUGCCUAAGUGCCUUUGUGUGUGCGAUGGGACAGUGUUAAGGCAGGUUGGUGAAGUCCCGCAGGGUGCAGCUGAUUCCCAGACCCCAGAAGAUGGCAAACAAGGCGGGUGCCUUUGUGUAUGGUGUGUGUCAAAAAUCGCGCGUUGGAUUGUUGAAGGAGUCACGUUUG
This is a messenger RNA of Chlamydomonas reinhardtii, 6319 nucleotides long. RefSeq lists its product as uncharacterized. Lineage: Eukaryota; Viridiplantae; Chlorophyta; Chlorophyceae; Chlamydomonadales; Chlamydomonadaceae. Gene Ontology annotation, molecular function: protein kinase activity; ATP binding. The record is from RefSeq and is a predicted model, not a curated record. The coding region runs from base 503 to 6049 and encodes 1848 amino acids. Gene Ontology annotation, biological process: protein phosphorylation. The transcript has 26 exons.